Molecule: messenger RNA, 1466 nt
Organism: Acomys russatus (golden spiny mouse)
Lineage: Eukaryota; Metazoa; Chordata; Mammalia; Rodentia; Muridae
Gene: Sdcbp2
Product: syndecan binding protein 2
Exons: 10
Coding region: 546-1424 (292 amino acids)
Cellular component (GO): cytoplasm; plasma membrane
Molecular function (GO): protein binding
Source: RefSeq, a predicted model, not a curated record
UUUUUUUUUUUUAAGUUCUGCUUUUUGUAAGCAGGAUAUAGAGGGGAAAGUGAGAACUCAAAAGAGACAAAAGCUAAGUACAGAGAAUAAGGGUGUGAGGACUCACACGAGAUCUGCUAGCUCUUCUCAAGGAAAUAAACUGGUGAAUGCUAUGUCUGUCAGAAGACAGGUCCCUCAAAAAAGAACUGCCUUCUAAGACCUCUUGCCUUCAUUGUAACCAGUGAGAACACUGGAGGACUUACUGCUCCCAAAGACUGAUGGGCCAGUGGGCCAGAUCCCAAAUGUUGUCCCUGGAAUGAGAGAGAAAGCCCUUGGCCCCAGUUGGCAUCUGACUUGACCAUCCGUAUCAGUAUUACAGAGUCUUGGGUUGGUGACAAUUUGGAACAGCUCACUGGACCUGACACAGUCCGUCCAUCCCCUGUGCUUUCCACACAUCUAUAAACCUGAACACUUGAGAAGCUGAGGCAGGAUGCUGUGAAUUCGAGUCCAGCCCGGCCUACGAAGCGAGACACUUCUCAAAAAAGUGGGAGCUUCAGAGAGCAGUCAUGUCCGUCCUGUACCCAUCUCUGGAGGACCUGAAGGUGGGCCAAGUCAUCCAGGCCCAGGCCAGAGCCUCACCCAUGAUGCCCACCCUGUCGGCCCCGAUGGCUUCUGCACCCCCACUUUCAGAGUUGUAUCCAAACUUGGCAGAACUGGAGAGUUACAUGGGGCUGUCCCUCUCUAGCCAAGAAGUUCAGAAGGACCUGCCUCAGAUUCCAGAUGGUGACAAUACCAUGGUCACUAGCCCUGGGCCUGGCCAGGUGGUAGCACCUGUAUCUGGAAACAACCUGGGUGUGCUGCGUGCAGAGAUCAAGCCUGGGGUGCGUGAAAUCCACCUGUGCAAGGAUGAGCGUGGCAAGACCGGACUGCGCCUGCAGGCUGUGGACAAGGGGCUCUUUGUACAGCUGGUCCAGGCCAACACCCCUGCAUCCCUUGUGGGGCUGCGCUUUGGGGACCAGAUCCUGCAGAUUGACGGGUGUGACUGUGCCGGGUGGAGCACACACAAAGCUCACAAAGCAUUGAAGAAGGCAUCCGCGGAGAAGAUCGUCAUGGUUGUCCGGGACAGGCCACUCCAGCGGACUGUCACUAUGCACAAGGACAGCUCAGGCCAAGUUGGCUUCUUCAUCAAGAAGGGGAAGAUUGUGUCUGUGGUAAAGGGAAGCUCUGCAGCCCGGAAUGGACUGCUCACCAACCACUACGUGUGUGAGGUGAACGGACAGAACGUCAUCGGGCUAAAGGACAAAAUGAUUACAGAGAUUCUCACCACAGCUGGCAAUGUCAUCACACUGACCAUCAUUCCCACUGUGAUCUACGAGCACAUGAUCAAAAAGUUGUCCCCACUGCUGCUUCAGCACACCAUGGAUCAUUCGGUUCCAGACAUCUAAAGCUACAGGAGGGCAGCUCAGCCUCCCCCCUCCCCCCACCCA